Messenger RNA from Sorex araneus (European shrew), 1656 nucleotides. RefSeq names its product deoxyribonuclease 1 like 2 (gene DNASE1L2). Gene Ontology annotation, molecular function: DNA nuclease activity. Gene Ontology annotation, biological process: DNA catabolic process. The record is from RefSeq and is a predicted model, not a curated record. The coding region runs from base 520 to 1425 and encodes 301 amino acids. The transcript has 7 exons. Lineage: Eukaryota; Metazoa; Chordata; Mammalia; Eulipotyphla; Soricidae. Gene Ontology annotation, cellular component: nucleus.
GGGGAAGCUCAGGCUGCCCUCGGGCUGACUCUUCCCCAGCAGCUGGAGACUGGCCGGGGCCAUGGCUUGUCUUUCCGGCUGGGGCUGCUUCAUUCCCGCGGGGCGGCUCCGGGAGGGAGAGCCCAGUGACCUCGUUUGUGGGGGCGGGGUUGGGGCAGGCCUGGACCAUGGCGGGUUGACCCUCUCCCCAGACCUGACUCCGUUCUUGGGGGCCAAGCAGGGGUUUCUGACGUGCUUGGGGAUGAGAGCAGGCCCAGGGGGACCCUUGAAGCCUGGCACCCCCAGCCCCAGACUCCUGGGAGUGGGGGAGCCAGGAGUGCCCUGCCCAACUUGGUUGAGGGGCGGGACCUGUGCCGCCUGGCCCCUCCCUGAACAGGGCCUCAAAUAGCUGGUGGCAGUGCCAGGCUGCUGCCAGUGGGGCAGCCGGUGCCGUCUGGAAACUCAGCCUGGCCUUCAGCCCCCUGCUGCGACCAGAACUCAGCCUCGGCCCCACCCACAUCCCAGCCCGCUCCCUUCGCUAUGGGUGGGCCCCACGCCCUACUGGCAGCUCUCUGGGCACUGGGGGCCGCUGGGGCCAGCGCGCUGCGCAUCGGAGCCUUCAACAUCCAAAGCUUCGGCGACAGCAAAGUGUCUGACCCCGCGUGCGGCGACAUCAUUGCACAGAUCCUGGCUGGCUACGACAUCGCGCUGGUGCAGGAGGUGCGGGACCCGGACCUGAGCGCAGUGUCCCAGCUCAUGAAGCUGAUCAACAGCGUGUCCACACACGAGUACAGCUUUGUCAACAGUGAGCCCCUGGGUCGGGACCACUACAAGGAGAUGUACCUGUUCGUGUACAGGAAGGACGCAGUGUCCGUCACGGACACGUACCAGUAUCCGGACCCGGAGGACGCCUUCAGCCGAGAGCCUUUCGUGGUCAAGUUCGCGGUCCCUGGCUCAGGUGACGCGCCGCCCCCGCCCCGCCCCGCCCCGCCCCUGCCUCCCGCCUCAUGCCCCGCCCCUCCCGCAGCCGCCCGAGAGCUGGUCCUGGUCCCGCUGCACGCGGCGCCGCACCGGGCGGUGGCGGAGAUCGACGCUCUGUACGACGUGUACCUGGACGUGAUUGACAAGUGGGGCACUGACGACAUGCUCUUCUUGGGCGACUUCAACGCCGACUGCAGCUACGUGCGGGCGCAGGAUUGGGCGGGCAUCCGCCUGCGGAGCAGCGAGAUCUUUAAGUGGCUCAUCCCGGAUAGCGCUGACACCACGGUGGGCAACUCGGACUGCGCCUACGACCGCAUCGUGGUCUGCGGGCCCCACCUUCGCAAGAGCUUGAAGCCACAGUCUGCGCUGGUCCAUGACUUCCGGGAGGCGUUUGGCCUGGACCAGGCCCGGGCUCUCGCCAUCAGCGAUCACUUUCCUGUGGAGGUGACUCUCAAGUCCCACUGACAGCCUGGGGACCUGCACACUGGCCAUAAGGAAGGCCCCACAAGCAACUCAGGGUGGCAGGCCAUCCCCAUUAAGGCAACAGGGGCAGCUGGGCCUGGACAAGCGGCCACAAACACUUUGGGGUCACCGGGACCUUGUCCCCCAUGCGCAGACCGGAUUCUGAUGCCCACAUCCAGGGCUGUGAGGGAUGCGAGGCGGCUUUGCCCAAUAAACAAGUAGGCUCAGCCUGGA